Messenger RNA from Conger conger (European conger), 4050 nucleotides. RefSeq names its product multimerin-2-like. Gene Ontology annotation, molecular function: protein binding. The transcript has 8 exons. The record is from RefSeq and is a predicted model, not a curated record. NCBI's taxonomy places the organism in Eukaryota, Metazoa, Chordata, Actinopteri, Anguilliformes, Congridae. The coding region runs from base 102 to 3155 and encodes 1017 amino acids.
AGAAGAGGGGGAGGCGUUUCCGACCCUGGAGGAAGCUGCUCUUAAACAAGUGCCCGCCCCGGAAAGGCCCUCAGAAUCAGGGCUGUGGCGCAGAGCUGACGAUGGCGAGGGUCCUCCUGCUCCUGAUAGGGUUUCUCUUGGAGGCGCUCUGUGACAUCAGGGCCCGGGACCCCGAGGUUGAGGAUGACAGGGCUCAAGGUAGUGCAACCUGGCAGGGCCAGAGGUUCGGGAUGUAUGGGCACGGAUCCCCUGUCCCCGGAUACGGCCCCGUACCAGGGGGUCCCAGGCACACCUAUGAUGGAACCCCAGAGGAGUCAGCUCACCCUUCGGGAGAAUUUCAAAACAAUGCCCCGCGAAUAGGAAACUGGUGCGGUUUUGUACACCAGCACAUGGUCACCACGGCUGUGCUCUUGUCCUCGGAGAGGUACAUAGCCAAGUCCCUGAGCCCCUGUCCCAGGAGCCCCACUGACUGCCGGCUGACCCUGUACAAGCUCUCUACCAGGCCUGUUUAUAAAGAGGAGCAGAAGAUUGUCACUUCUCUGCUGUGGAGGUGCUGCCCAGGUUAUGGAGGACACGAGUGUGAAGUCUCUGUGGCAGAUGCCCAUACCUCGGACCCUGGGGACCAGACCUCUUGGGACCCUCGGGCGGGGCUCGGUGACGCCCAGCAGCAGGGAUCUGAUAGGCAGACAGAACUGUCUGAGGACCUCAGCUUGGCACAGCGAGACUUCCAGCCACAAGGAGAUCAUCUUGGCAACUUACCACACCCCGCUGUCUCUCCACAAGACGUCAAACAGACCGGCAAGUGUCCAUUUUCUGCCCCUGCGUUUACGCUUAUCUGGCAUAUGAAACUUCCAGGUGAGGGCCGAGUGGGUGUGGCCUCAGUGCCUCUCCCUGCCCCGCCCGCCUCUGUGACCUCGCCCCUCCACCACACCACCGCAGCGCUGAUGGCUCAGCUUUACCCCGUGCUGGACAGCUUCAACCACACCCUGAGGCGGCUGUCCCUGGAGGUGGGCCGUCUCUCCCACGGCCUGGCUGAGCUCCGGAGGGAAGAGAGGGGUGGGGCCCCGCGUGGAGGAGGAGGAGGAGGAAGAGGAGGAGCGAGAGGCCACAACCUCGAGGCCCGGCUCACGGAGAGCACCAAGCAGAUGGGCCAAGUGAGGGCCCUGCUGAGCUCCAGGCAAAACGAGCUGGAGGGGCGACUGCAAUCCCAGCAUGCUGUGCUGCACCACCACCUGACUGCCUUCAAGGCGGACGCUGACAGCAAGAUUGAGCAGAACGAGGCCAGCCUUCUGUCGCUCAACGCAACCUUGGCAGAGGUGAGGCAAAAGCAGCAUCAACUGGAGGAGACGGUGCACGGGCAGGCCGAUGGGAGCAGAGCUCAGCCUUGGCAGGGAGCGGCUAUGUGGAAGGCUAUAGGGAUGCUGGAGACCAAUGUGUUGAGCAACACCAGGAACGUCGCCACCCUGAAGGAGAAAUCAGACCGGGCAGCCCGUCACCUCGGGGACCUGCAGAGGGGGCUCCGGAGCCUGGAGGGGAAGCUGGCCCUGACGGGACGCACGUCCCAGGACCACUUCACCGACACGGCGCUGGACGUGGAGGCCGCCAGGGCGGCAGUACUGGACAGGGUGACCGAGCUAGCCAGCAACCUCACCAUCCAGGGGCAGCAAGUGAGCGAGAUGGAGUCUGACCUGAGGUACCUCCAGGAGCGGCUUGACGGUGAAGGUGCCGCGUCGACCUGUGACUGUGCCGCCAUGGUGAACGCCAUGUCCAUCCUGCGGCAGGACAUAGCCAGAGCCCUCGAGGUGGACAAGGAGAACCGGCAGGCCUGGGAAGAGGGCGCCGGGGGACAGUACCCCUGGGAGGGGGGCUGGGACGGCUCGCUGAGCGGCCUGCAGAAGGAGCUGAGGCAGGUUCGGGAGUCCCUGUCCUUGGAGCAGGACAGGGGCAAGGCGGCAAUGCUCAAUGUGUCCCGGCUGCAGGCGGCCCAGCUGCUGAUCCAGCAGGACAUCCUGGUCCUGCUCCAGAGGGACGGGGAAAAGACCAAAGAGAUUCGCCGCCUGUCCGGCUCCUUCUCCUCACUGCUGAAGGACGCCAUCCGCCACUCAGAGGUGCUGGAGGUCCUGCUGGGAGAGGAGGUGCUUCAGUUUAAGGAGCUCCCUGCCCAGGAGCAGCGUGAGUACUCCAUACCCCUGCUCAGGAGGAGAGUCCUGCUCGCUGAGGAGCAGAUCAAGAGCCAUGCCCUGACCAUGACCGCUCUGGAAAGUCCGGUCAUUAAUGACGACCCUUCAGCCGCCCCUUCAGAGAGGUUCAAGAGAGAAAGCGAUGUGGUAUACAGCUCCGAGGACUACUCUGUCAGUGACUUCUGGAGCUUGGGGAGAGAGGUGGAGGAGCUGGAGACCAGGAUGAGGCAGCUGGAAGGUCAGAGUUGCAUCUCCCGCUGUUGUAACUGCACCUCACACACUCAUGCUGCUGCCCCUGCAGGCCUGGAGGUGGAAUUACAGGAUGAGGUUGUUGCGCUACGCAGGGGGUUGGAGGAUCACCUGCAAAUGUUCCGGAACAUCUUUGGCAACAUGGAUGGCGGAACACAUCCCAAUGGCACGCUAGACCUGGAUAUGUUGUGGGCUGCACUGAGAGGGAAGGAGGGGAAGAAGAAGUUAAAAAAGCUGAGAAAAGACAAAGAGAGGAGCGGCCAUCUCAGUGCAGGGAUGGUUAACUCACGCAACAAAAGGGAACUCACCCCAAAGACAGAAGACCUCUCUCAGUUCCCGGACGCCCCCAUUGCUUUCCUUGCCAGCACCCAUGAUGGCACGGAGCGACCUGGCCCACUUAUCUUCGAGAGAGUGUCACUCAACCAUGGACAGGCGUACUGUCCGGGAACGGGUGUAUUUCGAGCGCCACACGCAGGGCUUUACCUCUUCCUGCUGACCUUGGAGUUUGGUCCAGGCCCCGCAGUGGCCAUCCUGAAGCGAGAGGGGGCGCCAGUGGCCACCUUGCGGCAGGGACCUGGGGAAGCGGGCGGGGCCGCUACCAGAGUUUGCACCCUGGAACUGGGGCAGGGGGAGCAGGUCACCCUGGAGCUGGUGCAAGGGACCGUGGGACAUGGGAACCCACCAGACAACACCUUUGCAGGUCUACAGUUUCUCAGGACCACCUGAGGAGCAACCACCUCAAGGAGUGAAACCCAGCUAACACAUAAUGUUCUCACAAUGUUACUGGUAUGUUCUGUCAAAGUUAUAACAUUGCCACUAUGUGGCAGCACCAUUGUGAGAAUGUUAAAGGCUAGCUGGAUAUAGUUUAUCCUUCAAACACUGACCCAAGAUCAGCUUAAUGCCUCGUUUUUUUAAAACCCCGUCAUUUUGUGUAUAAAGUUGGCUACUGAAUGAGGAUUAGCGCUUGGGGACAUCCUUGGACUGCUGCCAUACCACCAUAAUGAUUGUGCAUGUGGGAUGGGCUAAUGCUUUGGGGUAUCUUCUUCUAGUAUUCACUAUACCUUACCCAUGUCUUUCAGGCACAAGCCCAUUACAUGGCUUCAGGUAGUAACAUCUUUAAUCUUGACUGUAUAUUAGAAGCCAGUCACUUCCCCAAACAUGGGUACUAUACGCACCAAGGCUCGCCGAGCACCGCAGUCCUGAGUCUUCAGGAACGAAAGAGGGUGGGGGAGAAUCAGUCUGAGGUAUUCAUGGUGCAAUGCUUUUGCUUUCCAGCAGAUGGGGUUAAUACCAUAUAAUGCUGACACUUUGAUGAUGCCCACUUUUGUACUAAUGGUCCUCACUCCUGGUUAUUACUCAGCACUUCAUUGACAAGUAAAGCAGUAAAAUUACACAUAGUUAACUCUCUUCACCUGGUUUCUUAGGUCUGAAUUGGUUGCAGAUAUUAAGGUGAAAACAAAAACCAGCACACCCAGUGGCUCUCCAGGGCCAGGAGUGAGGAGCACUGUUAUAAACUAUAUCUACAAAAGACUGAUCUUUCCUAAGCACCAUAAUAUAUUUAUAGUAAACAUCAUUCUGGUGUAGAUUGCAAAUAAUUGUUUCAUAAAUAUUUUUAAAUACA